AUUAUUUUGAGUAUGCUAGUUUCAACUUCUCUCGUUAAUAAACCAAAGACAUUUUGAAAGAAGAUUAGCAGCAAGCUUGGAAUUUUUGAGAUACAAUUGAAUCACUGUUAGAAACUAUUACUUAAUAUACGCCUUUGUCAAACGAAUUGGCGCUUGAAAUAAAAAAGAGAAAACGCUCCAAGCUAACUGGAAAAAAAUGGGUUUGCCAACUAAAACAAUGCACGGAAAUGCUCAAAAAAAAUUAGAAAAGGUUGCCUCUCUUAUAAAAGAGAAGAAAGUGAACCAAAUCUGUGUCAUGGUAGGAGCUGGAAUAAGUACGGCCGCUGGAAUCCCAGAUUUUCGAAGUCCAAAAACUGGUAUCUAUAAUAACUUACAAAGAUUCAAUUUGCCUUAUGCAGAGGCCGUGUUUGACCUUUCAUAUUUUCGGAAAAACCCUCGUCCUUUCUACGAAUUGGCCUAUGAGUUAAUGCCCGAAAAGUUUAGACCGACUUACACGCACUAUUUCAUUCGUUUGCUUCAUGACAAAGGUCUGCUAAAGAGAUGUUAUACGCAAAACAUUGAUACUUUGGAAAGAUUGGCUGGUAUUCCUGAAGAUCUUUUAGUAGAGGCUCAUGGUUCCUUCCAGUAUAGCCGUUGCAUAGAAUGUUAUGAAAUGAGUGAUACCGAAUAUGUCCGAUCAUGUAUUAAACAAAAGCAAGUUCCUCAGUGUGUACAUUGUAAAGGUUUUGUCAAGCCAAUGAUUACAUUUUAUGGAGAGGGGCUUCCUUCUCGGUUUUUUGAAGAAAUGGAAGAUGAUACGACAAACUGUGAUAUGGCUCUCGUUCUUGGAACCAGUUUACUCGUCCACCCUUUCGCUGAAUUGCCUGAAAUUGUUCCUGACAGCUGUGAACGAGUUUUAAUUAAUCGUGAAAUCGCUGGUGAUUUUGGAGAGCGAAAAAAUGACACAAUUGUACUUGGGGAUUGUGAAGUACAUAUUCGUUCCCUUUGUGAAAUGCUUGGUUGGUCAGAAGAUUUGGACAAGCUAGCAACACCGGACAUUGAUACAAUAGCAGAGGAAAUUGCACAGCUUUCUGUCAAAACUGAAACCGACGAUAAACAAAAAGAUGAAGAGAAAAACAAUAAAACACAAAAAGAACACUCCUAUUCUUCUACUGAACAGGCCGAUGAUCAAAAAGAAGCAAAGAAAACUGGAGCUACUUCGGCCUCAUCCUCUUCUAAAGCCGAGAAACCAAUCUCGCAAGGGUCGGGGAAUAAAAAAUGAAUUGGAUUUGGAAUAGUUGGAUUUCCGUAUAUAUUUUAUGUAUUUUUUUGUUAGGUAAAUUGGGAUCGGAUGGUUGGGAAGCGUACAAAGAUUAAAGAUAAUCACAUGAAUUUUGGCACCAUC
Schizosaccharomyces octosporus yFS286 is the source of this 1384-nucleotide messenger RNA. RefSeq names its product Sir2 family histone deacetylase Hst2. The transcript has 6 exons. The record is from RefSeq and is a predicted model, not a curated record. Bases 197 to 1261 code for a protein of 354 amino acids. Gene Ontology annotation, molecular function: histone deacetylase activity, NAD-dependent; NAD+ binding. Lineage: Eukaryota; Fungi; Ascomycota; Schizosaccharomycetes; Schizosaccharomycetales; Schizosaccharomycetaceae.